AUGCAAUUAAUUCGGCUGGUCUCGCUACUGUUGUCAAUUUUCUGCGUGAUUGCCCAUGCUGCUCAGUAUUCAGCAGAAGAUUUGGAGAUUUUCGCUGUCCAAUCGAAGCUUGUCGAGGAUUCAAAACGAACAGACUAUGAUUUCUACAAGUUCUUGAGACUCCCAGACGGUGCUUCUUCGGAUGCCAAAACCAUAGAAAAGCAUUACAGAAAUCUGUCCCGAAAAUGGCAUCCGGACAAGUAUAGAGAUGCUAAAACUAAGCACAGAGCGGAAAAGCGGUUUCAGAAGCUUUCCUUGAUUAUAACCAUCCUUAGAGACCACGAAAAGAAGCAAAGGUACGAUUACUACCUCAAAAAGGGGUUUCCUCAAUACGACAAAGCAACGGGUCAAUUUAUUUUUGGUAAGCGUUUCAAGCCCAAUCUCAUUCUGACUCUCUCAAUCAUUGUCAUUGUCGCUUCCCUUCUUCAGUAUCUUGUUCUCAAAGUCAACCAUAAUCGGAGCUACAAGCGCGUAGAUAGACUAAUUUCAGAAAUAAGGUCCAAGAGUUUGCCUGCUGUCGGCAAUCAAGAUACUCCCGAUUUCGGUAACAAAUUGGUGCUGCUUAACGAUAAGCUAUUUGUCGUCAAAGUGGACAGAUCUAUUUGGUAUUACUCUGGCUCCUUUGAUACAGAGGACGAUUUGAAUGAAGUCGUUGCAAAUCUUCGUAAAGCCUAUAAGAUCGAUGCUGAUCCAUCAGCUCAUGCAAAUAGACGGCAAAGAAGAGCUGUGACUAAACGCUCAAAGGACGACCAGGAAGAUCAGGAUAGCAUCCCUCUUCUCCCAGUCACUACCGAUGACCUAGAACCUGUCAGAGUUUCCAGCUUACUCAUAGUCAAACUGUUGAUGCUUCCGUCCUUACUGGUUCACAAAUUUAUCUCAACGAAGAAGUGUUUGGAUAAACACCCUGAAAUAUCAUCCAAGAUCAACCUCAUCCAAGAAAAGAACGAUAAAGUCAAGCUACCGAACGGCAAAGUCGCAUAUAAAAAGCAUAAAUAG
Molecule: messenger RNA, 1035 nt
Organism: Brettanomyces nanus
Lineage: Eukaryota; Fungi; Ascomycota; Pichiomycetes; Pichiales; Pichiaceae
Exons: 1
Coding region: 1-1035 (344 amino acids)
Cellular component (GO): endomembrane system
Source: RefSeq, a predicted model, not a curated record